This is a messenger RNA of Theileria equi strain WA, 801 nucleotides long. RefSeq names its product signal peptide containing protein. NCBI's taxonomy places the organism in Eukaryota, Apicomplexa, Aconoidasida, Piroplasmida, Theileriidae. The record is from RefSeq and is a predicted model, not a curated record. The coding region runs from base 1 to 801 and encodes 266 amino acids. The transcript has a single exon.
AUGCAAACGUCCAUUCUGUUCACAAUUUUCCUGUCUGUAAAGUUUGCAUUUACAGCAGACGAAGAGCCUGCAAAUGGGAAUUUGCGAGUAGGUAAAGGUGAGACCAAGGUCAAGGUCCCACUGGUAAUAAACAUCUCUGAAGACCUGCCGGAACAGAGCGUGGUCUAUCAAAGCAGAUCUUUCCCCAACCACUAUUACUAUGGAAUCAAACCAGAGUAUGAUGCGGAAUACAGGAUUGGUGCAAUUAAGGAUGGUCAAGAAGUCAUUAUAGAAGAUGACGAAAGGAGUGUUGGAAGAACAUUCAUGGUCGAUACUACGGAAAGGGCCAAUAAAGGACUUGGAAUCUUCAAGUAUGUUGAUGUCAGCACAGUGUAUAAAACCGAGUCUGGAGAUCUCGAACAUGAUAUAAGGGAAUUUCUCAAAAUGUCACAGCAUCUACCAUACAGGGAAAUAGAUAGACAUCCUGUAGAAGUUGAUGUAUCGAGACAAGAUGGAACACUGAUAGUAAAAAGACUUGUCAAAGAUGAUGGCGAAAUUCUCUACUUUAUAUCUAGGGACCUGGACAAUGCCGCUGUGAUUGGAAGGGUCAAAUAUGGCAGAUACAUUGUGGAUGAUAGAACAGAUGGUCUCGUCUACAGAUUUGUCGUAUUAACUGAAAACGCGGGAGAUCGUCCCAUUACUAUCACAUCUUACACUAAAGAUGGAAAACGCAUCAAAUCAAAAUAUGUCUUUGUAGAUGAUGAUCAGGGAUUUAAACUAGAAAGCGAAGACAUUGCAGAUGAUAUUGGACAUGUGGAAUAG